Danio rerio (zebrafish) is the source of this 1920-nucleotide messenger RNA. RefSeq names its product N-acetylneuraminic acid synthase b (gene nansb). Lineage: Eukaryota; Metazoa; Chordata; Actinopteri; Cypriniformes; Danionidae. Gene Ontology annotation, biological process: N-acetylneuraminate metabolic process; carbohydrate biosynthetic process. Gene Ontology annotation, molecular function: N-acylneuraminate-9-phosphate synthase activity. The record is from RefSeq and is marked provisional.
UUUUGCUGAUUCCAGCGCAGGUGAAACACGUCUCCAGCAUCUUUAUCACUGAUCAGUUAAGCAAUCGCUUUAUAAAAUGCCUGUCGAGUUUGAACUUUGCCCUGGGAGAAAAAUUGGGGGCUCCAACCCUUGUUUUAUCAUCGCCGAGAUCGGACAGAACCAUCAGGGAGAUGUAGAAAUCGCCAAAAAAAUGAUCCGAAUGGCCAAGGACUGUGGAGCCGAUUGUGCAAAGUUUCAGAAGAGCGAGAUCGAGCACAGAUUCACCAGAAACGCUCUGGAUCGGCUUUACACAUCCCCUCACGCUUGGGGCCCGACAUACGGAGCUCAUAAGCACCAUCUGGAGUUCAGUCACGAGCAGUACAGAGAACUACAGCAAUACGCCACAGACAUCGGCAUCUUUUUUACCGCAUCCGGCAUGGACGAGAUGGCGGUGGAGUUUCUUCACGAAAUAAACGUGCCGUUUUUCAAAGUGGCCUCAGCCGACACCAACAACAUCCCCUACCUCGAGAAAACAGCCAAAAAGGGUCUCAGCAUAUAUGAGUUCCAGAAGGAGUUUCCGGACAUUCCCAUCGGAUACUCCGGACAUGAGACAGGCAUCCAUGUGUCUGUAGCUGCUGUGGCUCUCGGAGCAAAAGUCCUGGAGCGUCAUGUGACUCUGGAUAAAAGCUGGAAAGGCAGUGACCAUGCGGCCUCGCUGGAGCCUGAUGAACUUGCAGAGCUGGUGAAAGCCAUCCGGGCGGUGGAGAUGGCCAUGGGGUCACCAGUCAAACAGAUGCUGCCCUGUGAGGCUUCAUGCCACAGCAAGUUGGGUAAAUCAGUGGUGGCCCGGAAACCACUAAAAAUGGGUGAGACUUUAACCCUUGACAUGCUGACGGUGAAAGUGGCCGAACCACAAGGUGUGAGACCAGAGAACAUCUUCAAACUGGUUGGCAAGAAAAUAUCUGUGAACUUGGAGAAAGAUGCCACAAUUACUGAUGCCAUGAUUAAAGGUUGAUGAUUAGCCAUUUAAAACAUAAAGGGACAGUUCAGCCAAAAAUGAGCAUUCUCUAGUUCUAGACCGGUAUUGUGUUUCAUGAGUCUGUUGAACACAACAGAAGAUAUUUUGAAGACUGGUAGCCAUUGACCUUUACACCAGGAAGGUAUUUAUUAUGAAAAUUAAUGGCUACCAUUUUUGAACAUUCUUCAAAAUAUCUCCUUUUGUGUUCAUCAGGAGAAAAGAAACUCAAACAGGUUUGGACCAUGUGGAAGUUGAGUAAAUUAAGAUCAGAUUUUUAGGUGAACUGUCCCUUUAAGGAGCAAUGAAGGGGAUUUAUCUUACAAUUAUUUUAGUAUUUAAAUACACAUAUUUAUAAAUAUUAGAGGUAGAUUAUAAACGUAAAAGCACUACACCACAAGUAUAUCAACACAAUCUCUCAACAUUUUGUAACUGUUUACAUUUAUUGCCGGUUUAUAAAUUGUACAAUUGCUGGUUUGUAUGAAUUGUACAAUCCUCUCAUUUGUACUUUUUUUUUUUACGUUUCGCUCAUUUCCAGUUAUGGGAAUUUGCUUUUAUUGACCUUACAUUAAAUUCAUACCUUAAUAGGCCUAAGCAUUUCAACAAUGUGCUCUAGUUUUGCAGGCUAUUCAAAACGUUUGUCUUUUAUUUUAGUUAGGCCUACUUAUUGUGUUGAGAUUAAACGCAAAGAUGACAUCAUGUAUUGAUUUUAUAUAUAUUUAAAGUCACAAGUUUGCUUGUUGUAUCCCUUACUGACUAAUACCAUUGUAACUGUAGUGAACAAACACUUUUAAUAGAGAAUAUGCUGUAACACAGAAUAUGUGUAUAAUAUAGUAUACACGUGGGUUCAUUUUACAGCAGUGGCAGCAAGGUUCUGAGACAAGCAUGUUAUUUCUUGUUUACACAAAAUAAAUGUUAUAAAAUGU